This is a messenger RNA of Tremella mesenterica DSM 1558, 1107 nucleotides long. RefSeq lists its product as uncharacterized. Gene Ontology annotation, cellular component: extracellular region. The record is from RefSeq and is a predicted model, not a curated record. The transcript has 6 exons. Lineage: Eukaryota; Fungi; Basidiomycota; Tremellomycetes; Tremellales; Tremellaceae. Bases 1 to 1107 code for a protein of 368 amino acids.
AUGCUGGUCAUUACUUUCUUCUUUUUCCUCCCUUUAAGUCUAUCUCUUCAUAUCCCUGUGAAUCACCGACCACCCGAUCCCGUCACCUUGUCCACCCAUAAAAUCUCCAGCCCUUCGAAGACAUUACCCUCCCGACCUGUAGAAACGUUCGUACCUGUCCUACAACACGCACUAGCCGCGGAUGCCCACUUGAACACUGAUGGUGAAUCUUGGUUCGACGAAGACGAUUGGCUGGAAUACGAAUACGAUUUCAUUGAGAUUGACGAUGAUGAGGAUUAUUACUACGAUGAAGAGUACGAGAUUGAAGAGUACGAGGUUGAAGAAUAUGACCAAGAUGGGAGAAUGCAUAAACGACGAGUAACAGGAAUGUGGUUGACGACUGGAGAUUGUGAAGAAGAACCACCAGCAGAUAUAAUCUUGUUAGAGGAUUGUGAUGAAGAAGGCGACAAUUCGACCUCGACUUCUUCUUCCUUAAUGUUUUCUUCCUCUGCCCCAUCUUCAUCUUCGAUAUCGAGGACAAUCCCAAAACCCUCAGGAGUGGUCCAAGUCAUCGUUGUCACUUCUACCAUUGUCGUCGCUCCUCCCGAAACUGCUACCGAUUCCGCCGGCGCAAACCCUUCCGCUUCCAGCCCCGGCGGCGGCGGGGGACAAACUCAGGGGUUAGAUCAACAAGCACAAGCAUUCUUGGAUGGACAUAAUAUCGCAAGAACGAAAUAUGGAGCGGGUAAUGUGACAUGGAGUGAUUCGUUGGUCCAACGAGCGAAAGCUAACGCGGAAAAUUGCAAUGCUGGGUUACAUACGAAUUCAGGAGAGAACAUGGCGAGUCAAUCCGGUGGGAUCACACCGCAACAAGCGAUCGACAUGUGGGUUAAUGAAGUUUCUCAAUAUGACCAGUCUAACCCCGGUUUCACCGAAGCCACGGGUCAUUUCACCCAAGUUGUCUGGAAAGCUUCAACGACAAUUGGGUGUUAUAUCGCUACUUGUUCCCCUGGGGUGUUGUUCGAUGAGAAAUACGGGACGAGUUUCAAGGCGACAUGUGAAUAUGAUCCUGCGGGUAAUGUGGUUGGCGAUAACAACUUGUAUUUCCGUGAGAACGUAUCUUGGUGA